ACCACUAAUGAUAUAGUUAUGUUUAUUAUAUUGCAUUUCUGUCAAGAGAUCCUUUAAAAAGUUAAAACUCUCCAAUGUUAUUGCUGUAGCAUGCUGUUUAGUGAUUUGUUUAGAAUAGAUCAAACUCAUGAAAGUAUUUGUAUGGGCAUGUCAGGGCUGUAAUACACUGCUGAGGUUGUUACUUAGCUACUAUCUUGCAAUGCACUUCAACCAUUAACAAAGGCUUCUGAAGACAACAGGCAAAGAGGUGCAUACUGUGAAAUUAAUAGAGCAAAAAAGUAGCCUCAAUUACACAUGAAACCCAACCGAACACAUCCUCAGGUGAGGACAUUAAAAUUCAGCCAACCAAACAGGAAAAUUGGUAUCUGUGUAUACUUUGGGAUUUUUUAUGUUGUUUAUUUUUUCAGUUGAAAUUGUUUUUACUUCUGCAAUUUGAGACAGUCUGAGAAUGCAACAAAUGAGGAAACAGAAUCACAAGAGGAAGGUAAGAUGUACUCCUGUAGGACAAAACAGAUUAAAUAUAAUCAUAAACAAUAAAAUGUGUUAAAAAUACAGAAAUAUGUGAACAGCUCCUGUUUAAUUUUUGUUAUACUGCUCUUGCAAUAUUUGUAUGCAUUAGGGAUUACAGUGUUAUCAAUCUGUGAGUGAAAUGUUUGAGUUUUUUUCAUCAGAUUGUUGUGAUGAGUGUUGCCGAUCCUGCACUAGAAGAGCCGUAUGUGUCUCUGGGAUCAUUCUAUCUGGUCUGAUCUUCAGUGCAGUGACAAUGCUGCUAGUUUUGGCUUUUUCCCCUAAACAACCUCCAAUAACUCGUGAUUGUAGGACGCCAAAAAAUGGCUCAGGAUUUUUGUGUGAUGACCAAGUAACCCGCAUCCCACCCUCUGACCUCUGUAAUGGAGCUCCAAACUGCCCCAGCGGGGCAGAUGAGGACCAACAUAUGUGUAGCGAUCUGCCGAACAACCUUCCAGAUAACCUUGUUUUCCAUUGUGGCAAUCCACACUUCUGGAUCUUCACUGACCAAAAAUGUAACUUUAUUAACAAUUGUGGAGACUGCUCAGAUGAAAUUGGAAUGUGUACGUUUUUUUACGCACCUUACUCUCAUAAUUCACAAUUUUUUGUCCAUUAUUGUCUUGUUACUAUACUGUGCUUCUGGGUAGAUUCAAGCUGUCCAUCGUGUGGAGCAGAGUGGUGGGCCUGUACACCUGUGGACUAUCAAUACUGUGACUGCAUACCCCGCAGUCUGUGUCAGGACAGUAGACAGCACUGUUUUGACUGGUCUGAUGAAUACAUGUGCAUCAAAGGCUAAUAUGCAGAGGUUUCCUCAAAUUAAUAAUUGGGCAACAUGCGUACCUAUACAGGGAUUUUAACCAUCCUGUAUAUAAUGAAGUCAGAAUAUAUACAGUGGCAUGAAAAAGUAUGUGAACCUUUUGGAAUUUCAAGGUUUUCUGAAUAAAUCUGUCAUAAAAUGUGAUCUGAUCUUUAUCUAAGUCAAGGGUAUUGACAAACAUAAUGUGUCUGAAAAUAAUAACACAAAAAAGUGUUCUUUCAUGUCUUUAUUGAGAACAACCAAAAAAGCACCUCACAGUGCUAAUGACCUCAAUAAAAGCUAAUAAGAGUCAGGUUUUAGGCCACCUGGAGUCUGGUUAAGAUAAUACGUUUGGAGGUGUGGACUACAGCUACGUUGACUGAUAAAUACCCCUCAAACGUUUGGAGUUUACUCUAAACAUGUAGAACACAAUUAUGUGAGCCAUGCGUCGCCAAAAAGAGCUUAAAAAGUUACAAAUUAAUUCGAAAGACUUCACCAAUCUACAGUUUGGCAAACAAUCUACAAAUAGAGAUGCUUUGGGACUGUUGCUACUCUACCAAGAAUUUGGGCCCCAGGUUAAAAUGACACCAAGCGCACAAUGAAGACUCCUCAAUGAAGUAAAGGAACAACCCUGAAUGACAGCCAAAAAUUUGAAUGCAUCAUCUCUGUUCAUGAGUCUACAAUACAUAUAACACUGAACAAGCAGGGUAUCUACGGCAGGACACCACAAAGGAAGCAACUGCUUACUAAAAAGAAAAUUGCUGCACACCUGAAGUUUGCAAAAGAGCACAUUAGCACUCCACAGCAGUAUUGGCAAAAUGUUUUGUGGACUGAUAAAACAAAAAUUUAUCUAUUUGGAAAAAACACAGCGCUACAUCUGGCGUAGAAAGGGCACGGCGUAUCAUCAUGAAAACAUCACCCCAACUGUAAAGUAUGGUGGAGAAAACAUCAUGAUUUGGGCCUGCUUUGCUGCAUCAGGGCCUGGCCAGCUUGCAAUCACUGAAGGGAAGAUGAAUUCCCUUUAGUAGAAGGUGGGUGAUGCAACUGGACAACGACCCAAAACACAGCAGCAAGUCCACAACAGAAUGGCUUCAGAAAACAAAGUCCACCAUUUGUAGUGGCCAAGUCAGAGCCCAGACAUUUACAUUUAUUCAUUUAGCUGAAGCUUUUAUCCAAAGUGACUAACAAUUGCUAUUAUAUGUCUGAGGUCGCACGCCUCUGGAGCAACUAGGGGUUAAGUGUCUUGCUCAGGGACACAAUGGUGUGUCACAGUGGAUUCGAACCAGGGUCUCUCACAACAAAGGCGAGUGUCGUAUCCACUGCACCAUCAUCACCCAGACCCCAACUCAAUGCUAUGGAUUGACUUAUACAUAAGUCAAUCCAUAGCAUUGGGUAAUAUACAUGAGAUGUCCAAAGAAUAUGACAGAGCUAAAGUAUCUCUGCCAGGAAGAAUGGACUAAUAUUUCUUUUUCAACAAUGUGCAGGUCUGAUCCACAUCUACAGAAAGCACCUGGUUGAGGUUAUUGCUGCCAAGGGGGUCAACCAGUUAUUCAUUUUAAAGGGUUCACUUAUUUUUUCCACUGUCAUUUAGAAGGUACGUGACAAUAUCCGCUGUCGCAGCUGCCAAUUUGAAUCUGCUCGACGCAACUGCAGAUUUCCUCAGGCGACGUAGGGAAAACAUUUUUUAAAUUGUAAUAUACUUUUAGUUUAAUUGCUAAACUACAAGUAAACGAAAUUUCAAUGAAUUUGAACAACCAGGCGUGUUUUACCACCUGCAAAAAUGGAAAACAAGGAACAAAAUAAAGUGAUGACUUUCGAGUUUCAAAUGGCCAGUAUUUUGUUAUUCUUGAACCCAUAAACAUGGUAUUGGUGUCCAUUUUUAAAAAAAAUCCAGCUCUUUCGAUCUGAACAACUAGUUUUAGCAUUUAACAAUGUUGAAAAUUUUACUCACCUACAUAUUAAAUGUUGAAUGAGUGUGUUUAAUAAAGACAUGAAAGAUCAGAUUUUUUGUGUAUAAUUUUUUUCAGACACAUUA
Messenger RNA from Paramisgurnus dabryanus, 3338 nucleotides. RefSeq names its product low-density lipoprotein receptor class A domain-containing protein 1-like. Gene Ontology annotation, molecular function: protein binding. Lineage: Eukaryota; Metazoa; Chordata; Actinopteri; Cypriniformes; Cobitidae. The record is from RefSeq and is a predicted model, not a curated record.